AGAGCGAGGGAGACAGAGCGAUCCUAUUGGCCGACCGUUGUAACAUCAACCGUGAUAGAAAUAUUUUCCUCGCAGACUGAGAAAUAGAGGAAGAGACAGCCACAGGCAUUAGACUCAGGAAACACAUCCAGGUCCGUUUUCAAAAUCUCUUGAAAGGAUCAAAAGAGAAGGGAUCUUUAGAAAGAACAAAAGAAAAAAGAAAAAAAAGGGCAAUAAAGGAGGGAAGAGAUGAUAGAAAGGUGGACUUAUUAACUUAUGGCUCCCGAGGGCUGUGGAGAUUUUUUACUUAAAAACAGGAGUGUUUUCAAAAUCAGCAUAAACGCGUCUCACCAUGUAGACGCUCUGCAGGUUUCUGGUUGAAUUUACUCCCCUCCUUUUUUUUUUUACCCCCCCUCCUUAGAACAAAAUUUACCCUGCGUGUCAGCAAAGACUAAUCUUAAUGUUUUUUGGAGAAAUCUGAGGGAUGCGUCUGACAGAAAGAUGCAGAGCGCAGAAGUCUGACAUGGUGCCGACCCAAAUUGACAGAGACGAGGAAAGAGUGGACUGUUCAGUGGCAGACACGUCUCCAACCAGACACAGGUAUUCUCUACUCGAUAUUAAGGUCAGUCCAAACAUUAAUCCAUGCUAACUGAAGCUCUCACAAGAAUUUUACUCUAAUCUUGUAUUUGUGGAUUUGUGUUGAUGCAUUUUUAACUAAUCUUUUAAUUUGAAACCGGAUUUCAGUAUUUGCUGAUGUAUACUUUACACAAUCACCAAGGCAACCAGUAACCUGCUUUGUCAAAACAUAACUGUUAAACGUGCAAAGCAAUAUCUUCAAUCCUAAGUGGGAGGUGAACAAAUUCAGUUUAGUAAUAAAAAAUAAGUUCAAACUGUGUCUGCAAAUAAUAACUCAUAGCUACUCUCAUGUGUUAAACAUGACUUUGAAAUAUGCGUCACUAAUGGUGUUCUGGAUCCAGAGCAACAGAUGAACCGAAAGCCAUACAACAAACUGCUGAACUGUCACAAGCCAUAAGCAUCUCAGACAACAACCGUUGCUGUUGUUUUUACUGUGCUUAGCAUCGACAAGAAUCCUGUGCUUCUGUUGUCAGCGUGUCAAUCAGACUCUCUGUGGUUUGUGUUACUGUGAGAGAGAGGGAGAGAGAGAAAGAAAAAAAAGAUGUGUAGGCUUUGUGUAAAGAAAAACUACAGGGAGGAGGAGGAGACAGACAUUUUGCCUGUCAGGGGCUGAAAAGAGGAGCCAAUAACAGACAACUGUGGCUGUGAACAGACAUAUAAGUGCUUCCUAAAUCACUAAGGAGCAGCCCUGCUGUCAGACGUACAAAAACGGACCAUGAGUGGACGCAGUGGAGCCACAGCUUGAUUAUUGAUUGUUGCUAAACCUGAGUACUUCACCCACCUGGACUAUAUAGACUCGGCUUGGCUCCGAGGGGGGGAACUCGCAAUAAGCUCCACUUCAGUGAGGAGAGGAGGGAGGAGAGUAACCUGUAGCCAGACAGAGGCAGAGGGCAAGGGAAGAACUUCCCUUUGUCUCUCUCGACCCAGCUCGUCGUCAGGCUGGCUGGAACAGCCAUGGCGUUCACCUUUGCGGCCUUCUGCUACAUGCUCACCCUGGUACUGUGCGCUGCUCUCAUCUUCUUUGUCAUAUGGCAGAUCAUCGCAUUUGAUGAGCUUCGCACUGACUUCAAGAACCCCAUUGAUCAGAGCAAUCCCACCAGAGCGAGGGAAAGGAUUCUCAACAUAGAAAGGAUCUGCAACCUGCUUCGCAGAUUGGUGGUCCCAGAGUACUCCAUCCAUGGACUCUUCUGCCUGAUGUUCAUGUGUGCUGGAGAGUGGGUCACACUUGGCCUAAAUAUCCCGCUCCUCUUCUACCAUCUGUGGAGGUUCUUUCAUCGGCCAGCUGACGGGUCAGAGGUCAUGUAUGAUCCUGUCAGCGUGAUGAACGCAGACAUUCUCAACUACUGUCAGAAGGAGUCCUGGUGUAAACUGGGCUUUUAUCUGCUGUCUUUCUUCUAUUAUCUCUACAGCAUGGUCUACGCCUUGGUGAGCUUCUAACAGACAGAGGUCUGAAGAAAUACAAGGACAUAUGUGUACUAAAGAGACAAAGGAGCAAGUGAAGACAUAAACUCAUCUUCUCUCCAUGUAUCCUGACUACUUCUGGUUUCUGGCCGUCUAACCUUGGACAAAACAAGAAGACCAAUCUGAGUGAAUGUGAAUGUAAAAUAGUUGCCUCUUUUCGAUUGUAUCGCUUCAUCCCAGAUACUCUUGUCGAAUGGCUGGACAAACUUUUGUAGGAUUGGCAUGAAACAGAAAGAGGAUGCAGGUGUUUGCGUUGCCUUUGACCCAUUGUACGAUCCAACAACAUUUCUGAAGGGCUGGAUUUUCCCCAUGCUGCUCUUACUGAUCCAGUCGCUCAACUCACUGUGAAUCUCCAAAAACACUUAGGGGCUGGUAAACAAAAUAACGAGUCUGUAUUCUCUGACGUAGAAAAUGUACUAAAAGCAGGAUUGUUUUGGUGUUAUUUCACUUAUUUAUUGGACCUUUAAGAACACAUCAUUGCUUUGAUUGUGUUACAGGUGCAUUAAAGAAAAGGGUAAAUGGUGCAGUAGAAUUUUGAAACACUGUAAGAAAUGCAGAAUGCCUGGCAAGGAAACUGAGUUGGUGUGUGCAUAGAUAUUUUUAUCUAGAUCUUAUCUAGGGUGGAGAUGAAGAAGAAUAGAGCCUAAGUCCUACCUUCACCAAAAGCAAGGUCAAACAUGACACUAUAACAAAAUAUCAAGGUGUUAACCAUCACUUAGACUUUUAACGUCAAUGCUUGCAGUGUGCAUUCAAAUAUGUAUGUCCACAGCUGUAAGGGUAUAUUUUAUACCACAUGCUAAGUUGAAGCUUUCCAGAGAGCUUUAUGCUCGGACAUAUAAAUGCCAAAAGUUUGCAUCUGAAAAAACAAUAUGCCGAAUUCAAAAUACAAUUGUCCAUGAGGGCAAGUGAAAAGGAAAAUGAUGAGACUAGACAGUGUUUCAUUUUUAAUUUCACUUCCUUUCAUGCAAAUUUGAUUUUGGCAACUUCGUUCUGUUGUAUUUCCUCGUGUGCAGGGAGCGCUUUAUUCCUAUUUCCAGUGGAGUUUACUCAUCCGCAUCUAUAUUAUAGUCAUUUUAGCUCAGCUACUUUUCUCUGAUCCGAGGUAGAAUAUAGUAAAAUCAUGUACAAAAAGCAAUUAACAACAGUAAACUAGCAAUGUAAUAUGAUUCACGAGACAUAUCGAUCAAGUGUUAUUCAGUGUUUGUUAUAAGAAUAGGCAGGACACAAGUGAUGAGACAAUAAUGACACUUUGACAAUGUUUUCAGUUGUUUAAGACGUGUAAAGACAGUGAAGUCGUCUCAGUUCAUCUACAAUCAGGCAGUUUCAUCAGGGACCGACGUAAGACGCUGAUGUUACUUGUGACCAAGAUUUGUAAACAGCAAGGCCUUUCCUCAGCAGGUGCUGCCUUCACUGUUGGUGUGUUCAUUAGUUUGAUCUAUUUGUAGAUAAGUCAUGGUUCAAAUAUGUGAUUGGAGUAGAAAAUCAGAAACUGGUAGCCUGAAAGUAAACUGUGAUGUCUGUCAUACGCCAGCUUCACAUGCAGUAAAUGAUGGUGGAGACACAUGUAUUAGAUGAACUGGGGUUCUUGAAUAAGAAAAAAAUGUCUUGACUGCUACUGCCUCUUAAAGUCGUUGUCAGAAGCAUUCAUACGGAACACACUAUUAGUAUCACUUUGCAGUACACAUUGUGUGCCAGCAAUAUUCAAAACAGUAAACUACACUUUCUCUGGAGGAAUGUAUUAAUAUUGAUAUUAGUGGAAUAUGAGUAUACAGUACAUGACGCUGACAUAUCCAGGAACUUUGGCAUGUACCUGGGAAAUCAAUCAUCUCCAUUGACAUCACUAAAAGAUACCAGCACAAAACAGACCAAUAGAAAACCAACAGAAUUAAAUUAGGUUGUAAAUGACCCAAAGACACGGUGCCAAAUGAAUAUACUCCGUUCAACUUACAGUUUUCAACUGGGGAACCUUUGGUCCAUGUGCAUCUUGCCUAAAUGUUGAUGCUAGCCGUGUACCCUUCACAUCCCAGUGACACAGUCCCCAGUAGGACAAUGCAGCCUGCCAAGCCACAAAAAAAAAAUGGCUUCAGUAACAGCUCAAAAAAUGUGAAAAACUGCACUGGUCUCCAAACCCCCGGAUACCAAAUGCAUUAACAAUCUACGGGAUGCGCUGGGGAAAGCCUGAUCCCAGAGACGCUGAAGGAGUGUCCAUUCCCCGAUGAGUCAGAGCUGUUUUGUAAGCAGAACUACACAAUACUAGGCUUUUAAUGCUGUGGCUGAUCGGUCUAUGUCCUCUCUACCUACCACGCGCCAUGAAAGAUACAUAGCAACGACCCACUCUUUUGACCUACCUUUAGUAAUGUCCCUUUGGUCUUCCAGGAUCAAGCUGGUAUAAUAGUCCCACUCACUGUCCACACAUCCUACAAGGACAGUGUGAAAUAUUCUACUUCCUAGUCCUCCUCAACAAAUUGUACUCUUGCUCUUGCUGAAAACUGACCUAGCUACAUUACAGUCUAUGCCUUAACUUCGCCAAUCUUGGCCUGAGCCCCAAAUAUUUACUGCUAGUAGCCAACAAGGAGCAUGGUCCCCACUACAAACUAUUCUGGCCAACAGCCGCUGUCCUGCUCAGUGUUGUGGCCAAUGUUAUUGUUGCUUACAUCAAAUACAUAUAAGGAGAAAUUAUUUGUCUUAGUUGCGCUACAUGCUAAAGUAACACAAGUGACCGCCUUUGUUGGUGAGAAGACCUCAUCCUUUCUUGUCUGUAAAUCCAUUCCAACUAUGGCCAGAGGCAAGCUUUUUUGGAUUUGUUGGUGCAAAUAACUACACAGCAAUCCUUCAGAAAAAAACACUUGUAUUAUUAAUUCAUUAUUUUUUAUUUAUUUAUGGCAGCCCACACCGGAUGAUGUAAAAGGAAAGACGCUGGUAGUUCUACAUUUCUGUCCACAAAUCCUAUGAAACCACUAAAAUGUGUGUCAUUGUGUAUGCUGAUCCUUUCUGACUUACCAGCCCUGUGUGUGGCACUCAGGCCCCAGGCAAUUUGAUUAUACUUUAGAUAUAAAUCUUUAAAAACAUCUCACAAAUGCAAUGCAUUAUUACAAAGGCUCAUUUCCCAGAACGCCUGGGCGCUGUAGUUUUCAGAAAAUGUAAUUCAAACUGAAAUAGAAACACUGACCUAAUACACAUUCCAUGGCAGCAGCGCAAUGUGUGUGUGUGUGUGACUUAGUCAAAUAAACGACAGUGCCAUAAUCACUAGGAAGAUACAUGCCACCCGGUGCAACAGUGGUCCUUACCGAUGUGCUUCAAGUAGCUCGACGGAGGGUUGAUAUAUGUUCGGCUUGUGCCACACAGGGAACAGCAGGGAUCAAUUCACUGUUGGACUGUGUUCUUUUCAUAUAAUCUGUUGACAAUAUGAAAAAUAUAAAAUAUCACCAGACUUGUAAUUUAAAUAAAAUUGGUAUUCCCAAUAUACAACUGUUCUAAAUUCACUUACACUGGCUCCUUCGUACCACACAUUACAUAUGCUUUAUACUUUCUUGUAUCAAAUUAAAUUGCCACAUAAUAGCUUCACUGCAGGAUACUUUCAAGCCUAUUACCCUGUAUCAAUGUGUGAUAGAACAUUCUUGACUGUGACAGGAAUGGACUGCUACCACUUCAAAGCUCUGUGGCAGAGCUUCGCCAAUUACACACACUUCUAUCACCAAUCUUAAUCCAUUUCAUAGAGCGAGCUACUCAAAGUGGUUGUGUGAUUUGAAUUUCAACCACUGAAGCAACUUUAUUAGUCUGUCAGUGUUUGAAGACAGUACAUGUUGUGCCAAAUGGCGUUCCCUUGAAAGUAAUCACAGGACAGUGAGACCUAAAAACGACAGUGUGUGUGUGUGUGUGUGUGUUGGGUCUGAACAAUCACUAUUAAAGCACAGGAGCAUGAGGAAAGGAGGAGAAAAACAACUUGGUUGAAUGUCAUUAUGUAGUUGUUCUGAAAAAAAAAGCAUUUUAGAAAGUUGUAUUUAAGUAUAUCUAUUUGUAUGUGUCUUUUAUACAUUUCUCAUCAACGUAUGCUACAGUAGAAUUUGGUGGGUUACUUUAUAUUUAUUAGGUUACACUCUGAUGUACAGCUAUUCACAUGCCGUAUUCUAAUAAAACAAUAAUGCCAAAA
Messenger RNA from Mugil cephalus (flathead mullet), 6226 nucleotides. RefSeq names its product cornichon family AMPA receptor auxiliary protein 2 (gene cnih2). The coding region runs from base 1570 to 2052 and encodes 160 amino acids. Gene Ontology annotation, cellular component: dendrite; synapse. NCBI's taxonomy places the organism in Eukaryota, Metazoa, Chordata, Actinopteri, Mugiliformes, Mugilidae. Gene Ontology annotation, biological process: vesicle-mediated transport; regulation of AMPA receptor activity. The record is from RefSeq and is a predicted model, not a curated record. The transcript is spliced from 6 exons.